Cyclopterus lumpus (lumpfish) is the source of this 2701-nucleotide messenger RNA. It is a transcript of the gene arrb1, whose product is annotated as arrestin, beta 1. Gene Ontology annotation, biological process: G protein-coupled receptor internalization; signal transduction; visual perception. Gene Ontology annotation, molecular function: G protein-coupled receptor binding. The record is from RefSeq and is a predicted model, not a curated record. The transcript has 16 exons. Bases 211 to 1461 code for a protein of 416 amino acids. Lineage: Eukaryota; Metazoa; Chordata; Actinopteri; Perciformes; Cyclopteridae.
AGACACAGAGAGAGAGAGAGAGACAGAGAGAGAGACAGAGAGAGGGAGAGAGAGACAGAGAGAGGGAGAGAGAGAGAGAGAAAGAGAGAGAGAGAGAGACAUCCUCCCCUCAGUUUCCACGGUGACAGCUUCCUCCUCUUCCUCCUCUUCCUCCUCUUCCUCCUCUUCCUCCAUCAUUUCUCCGUCUGUCGGCUUGUCAGCGUCGUCAGGAUGGGAGAUAAAGGAACCAGAGUGUUUAAGAAAGCCAGUCCCAAUGGAAAGCUCACCGUCUAUCUGGGGAAGAGAGACUUCGUGGACCACGUGGAUCUGGUGGAGCCUGUUGACGGCGUCGUCCUUAUCGACCCGGAGUACCUGAAGGAGAGGAAAGUGUUCGUGACUCUGACCUGCGCGUUCCGUUACGGCCGCGAGGACCUGGAUGUCCUUGGGUUGACGUUCCGGAAAGACCUGUUUGUGGCGAACAUCCAGGCGUUUCCUCCACCGGCCGAAGAGAAGAAGAGUCUGACUCGUCUUCAGGAACGGCUGAUUAAGAAACUGGGAGAACACGCCCACCCGUUCACCUUCGAGAUUCCUCUGAACCUGCCGUGCUCCGUCACCCUGCAGCCGGGCCCCGAGGACACGGGGAAGGCCUGCGGAGUCGACUUCGAGGUGAAAGCUUUCUGUGCAGAAAAUGUUGAAGAAAAGAUCCACAAAAGGAACUCGGUGCGUCUGGUGAUCCGGAAGGUUCAGUACGCUCCAGAGAAACCGGGUCCGCAGCCCACCGCCGAGACCACCCGGCAGUUCCUGAUGUCAGACAAGCCUCUGCACCUGGAGGCCUCUCUGGACCGAGAGAUUUAUUACCACGGGGAGCCAAUCAGCGUCAACGUCCACGUCACCAACAACACCAACAAGACUGUGAAAAAGAUGAAGAUCUCCGUGCGGCAGUAUGCAGACAUCUGCCUGUUCAACACGGCUCAGUACAAAUGUCCAGUGGCCACCGAGGAGUCCGAUGACGUCGUCGCUCCCAGUUCCACUUUCUGCAAAGUUUUCACUCUCACUCCGUUUCUGGCCAACAACCGAGAGAAACGAGGCCUCGCUCUGGACGGGAAGCUGAAGCACGAGGACACCAACCUGGCCUCAAGCACACUGUUGAGAGAAGGAGCCAAUAAGGAAAUCCUCGGCAUCAUCGUGUCGUACAAAGUCAAAGUGAAGCUGGUGGUGUCUCGAGGCGGCCUCCUUGGAGAUCUGGCGGCGAGUGACGUCUCUGUGGAGCUGCCUUUCACAUUGAUGCACCCGAAGCCGUUAGAAGAAUCCAUCUACAGAGACGCUCCAGAUGAAGCUCCGAUCGACACAAACCUGAUUGAGUUUGACACAAACGACGAUGACAUCAUCUUCGAAGACUUCGCCCGCCAGCGGCUGAUUGGCGGAGCGAAGGACGACGAAGACGAGGAGCUGAUGGACUCGCCCAAACUGGACGACAGAUAAAGGAUAAAGAUAAACCGCCUCUGCCGUUGUUGUCUGCUGUCCGCCGUGUGGAGGCGACGGAGAUCGUCCACUUCCGGACGCCCCGCAAACACUCGGCGGUGCCGUGUUUGUGUUCCUCGUUCAUGUCCGUCCUCUCUGCGUCCUGCCGGAGGUGUAAAAAAGUACCGCAGCCUAGUCGUGUCGUUUUCAGACGGAGCCGCUCUCCGUUCCUUCGCACCGGCCGGCCGGAAACUCGAACCGGCGACCGCGGCGAGUCGCCCCAACCCCGCGGCUGGUAGCAUGCCUCUAGUGUCACUUUGUUCUACGUGUUUCCAUUAGCGAGCCAGCAGGAGUAACGUCGUGUUGAGAUUAGUUUGAUGUGUCAUACCGACGGGGCCUCGGCAGGUCUGGAACUGUUCGGCUGACAGAAGACGUCUUCGAGCCGCCGCGACCACCUGAGACUGUCAGGGAGCGCCACCAACCAGCCGGGAGGAUCCGGUGGCGACUGUGCACGAAAAACACCGACACUUUCUACGGUUUAUUAAUAUCAUGAUGAUCCACUUUGACAGAGUGGUUUCAAAGGAUUUCACGUGUUUCCAACUCUUCAUGGUGUUGAGACCAUCGUAUUCAUCGUUCUGGUGCUUUCACUUCUAUUCUCCUCGUUCUUCACCUGAACUAAAGUCACCUUUUAAUCGUCAUAAAAGCUUUAAAACGAUGUUAUUAAGUAUCUAUUCCCAAUAAUGUGAUCAGUUUAUCCAAAUGUGCAAAUAUGAUCUGAUGUUUUAUUCUCUGUGAGGAGCUGCUGGUUUUAUAUUAUAUUAUAUGUCUGAAGACACAACUCAACUCUGUUUACAAAACAUGAUCCAUUCAAUCAAAUUGUCCUUAGCUAGCUAGAUAGCAGCUACCCGUACUCGCUAGCUAGUUAGCAGCUACUCACUAGCUAGAUAGCAACUACUCGCUAGCUAGUUAGCAGCUACUUGCUAGCUAUAUAGCAAUGACUCGCUAGCUAGAUAGCAGCUACUCGCUAGCUAGAUAGCUGCUACUCGCUAGCUAGUUGGCAGCUACUCGCUAGCUAGAUAGCUGCUACUCGCUAGCUAGUUGGCAGCUACUCGCUAGCUAGUUGGUUGGUUUUUUCAGAUUAACUAAUAUUCAGAAAGUAUGUUCCAGUUGAAUCUGCUGAAUGUUGACAAACCGAAUUGUGUUUUAAUCCCUGAAGUCUGAACACAGUGAGUAGAUUAAUAAUAAAACACUGAUAAACUGA